UUUUAAUGACUCGCCAUUGGGGACAUGAUGUAAUUAGUUGAACCGCUUGCGGGACACGGCGUACGCUUGCCCUUGCACACAAACAGGAUAAAGAAUAGGUGUACGAGUAGAACGUCGACGUAAUUGUUUAGCUUGUACGGUGGACGGCGCGGGUCGCGAGUCGGAGCCGCCCGGAGGAGCGGUCGGCCAAGUCGUGGCCCUCAGCAUUUCCGUAGUGCGGCGCGCGCGGCGCGCGCGGCGGUGCGCAGUCGCCGCGCGACGCGGUGCUCUGCCAAUCGCCGCCAGUCGCGUCGCUCGUUCCGGUCGCGAAGCGCGCUUUGUGGGCAUGGCACUGGGCCGGGGAGCUGUGGCGAGCGCCGCGUUGCUGGUGGCCGCGGCCGGCUCGCUCCUGCCGCUGGAGAUGGAGCGGCUACGCGCGACAGUCGGCGGCUACGCCGUUAUGAACUGCCAUCUCGACUUCCCGUUCGGCAAUGAGAUACCUUACCAUCUCCAAUGGGAUAAAGACGGCGAGACGAUCCUGUCGUGGCUGAGCGGAGAGGGCACUGCGCGCGUGGCAGACCGCUGGGGCGGGCGAGUCCGGCGCGUGGGCGCGGCCGGCGCGCCCGCUGGGCUCGGCCGCGGCUCCAUCAACGUGAGCGCCGUGCGUGAGACCGACGCCGGCCUGUACCGCUGUCUAGUGCUCUUUCCCAACCGCUCGCCUCCGGCGCGCAACAACGGAACCUUCUACUAUCUCGAGGUGGACGGAGGGAACUUAAUAGUGACUCCACCGAUGAACACGAGUGUGGUGGAGGGCGAGCCCGCCGAGCUGGAGUGCGCGCCCCGGGCUGCGGGCGCAGUUGUGCAGUGGUGGCGUGUGGGCGGCGGCGAUGCGCUCGCGGCCGCGCCCAACGGCAGCCUGAUGCUUGGCCGCGCCGCCGCCGCUGACCUGGGCGAGUACGAGUGCCGCGUGCGCUCGCCCGACGGCCAGCUACAGACCGCCAGCGCAUUCCUCGAUGUGCACUAUAAAGCGAAAGUGGUGUAUUCACCUAAGGAGAGAUAUUUAUCUGCGGGUAAGGCGGCGAGCCUCGAUUGCCACUUCAGCGCCAACCCGCCGCUUACCAACCUGCGCUGGGAGAAGGACGGCUUCCUCUUCGACCCCUACAAUGUGCCGGGCGUUUUCUACAGCAUGAACGGCAGUUUAUUAUUUAAUCGGCCCUACAACCUGACGGCGCUCCCCGCCGCAAGCGCCAUUCACCUCUCCUGGGUGCCCGGCGGUGGCGGCGCGGAUGUGGAGUACACGGUGUGGUAC
Papilio polytes (common Mormon) is the source of this 1288-nucleotide messenger RNA. RefSeq names its product protein turtle-like (gene bdl). The transcript has 6 exons. Gene Ontology annotation, biological process: cell-cell adhesion. Lineage: Eukaryota; Metazoa; Arthropoda; Insecta; Lepidoptera; Papilionidae. The annotation marks the transcript as partial. The record is from RefSeq and is a predicted model, not a curated record.